AUGGAGCUGGAUGAAUUGAAUGAAUUCUUCGUUUCUUUCAGAUACGGACAAAUGAUGGACGGACGAGAAGAGAUGCUGUCAAAGUUGGCGGAUGUCGAUGAUCACUUUGCCGAAGUACUUUUGCAGUGUGACGGAAGUAGUAGCGCAUUGAAUGCAGAGGCAUUAAAUGCUCUACGCCGACUCACUUUAUCUCGUCAGGCAGUUCCGGUUGCUUGUGGUUCAGCCCUGAGAUGUGCGCAAAGUGUGAGCCCGAUCCUUGACCUGGUGGUCAGCUGUCUUCCUCAUCCGGCGGAAAGGCAUGAACUUAUCAGGAGAGUCUUUGAAAACAGUUUAAGCGCCUUAGUAUUUAAGAUUGGCCAUGACAAGCGGCGUGGCCAGUUGACGUAUGCACGCGUAUACACCGGUGAAAUGAAAAAUAUGAGUUCAAUAUACAAUGCAAGCAAGAAUGUAACGGAAAGUAAAUUCAGCGUCUAUAUCCCUCACAGCGAUGAACUCCAGCCCACUGGGGCAGUGAAGUUGAGGACUUUUACGUUUGUUUGUUCGUAG
This is a messenger RNA of Gongylonema pulchrum, 546 nucleotides long. The record is from the annotation of a GenBank genome assembly. Lineage: Eukaryota; Metazoa; Nematoda; Chromadorea; Rhabditida; Gongylonematidae.